AAGCAACCAUUUUAUAAAGUCAAGUGUCAUAUCACCUCGAUGUCUCCUUUAUAAAUCUCAAGGUGUAAAGAAUAAUACAUCACUCAUCCAUCAUCUUGAGAAAAAAAAAACAAAAAAAAAAUUACAAUGAAAUUUAAAAAUAAAUAAAACAAUUUAUUAUUAAAUUAUUUAAACAAAUAUCUUUUAUUUUUUAAAAAAAGACACCUUUUUUAAAUUAUAAAUUAAAUAUCAAUUUAAUUUAUAUAUAAAUUAGCUAAAAUUAUUGUUAAAUAAUAAUUAAUUAAUUUAUAAUUUUAAAAUAUUAAAUUUUUUUAAUUUUUUUUUAUUUCUUUUAUUGGUAUUAAUAAUAUUUAAUAUAUAUGUUUUAUUUGAUGAUAGUAUUUGUGAAUAUAUAUAUAUAUUGUGAUAAAUGGAUGGGUAACCCUUGGGGGUGGUGGAAGAACAGUGCCAACCAGUAACAUUGUGCAUCAACAGUGCUAUCCGAGCUCUCGAAGCCGUGGGGUCGCUCGGUCGACGUUUUUUGUGUUCAUCGAUUAAUACCGAGUGAGAAUUAAAAUCACUAAGACAGGAUGAGGGCGGACGUACUGAUCGCAAUACUCGGCGCCUGUUUUUUUCUAGGUCAUGGUGGCGUUGAUGCAUUGGAGUGUUAUGUGUGUAACAGCUAUACUGAUAGUCGAUGCUCAGAAAAAAUUCCUCACGAAUCAUUACUUCAAAAAUGUGAAUUAGUACCAGGUGCUGGUGCAAAGUAUACAAUGUGCCGAAAAACAGUUCAAACAAUUGAAUUUAGAGUCAAUGGAUUACCACCAGAAACAAGAGUCAUCAGAACAUGUGGUUAUGAUGAAUCAAAUUACAAGGGUAAAUGUUAUCAACGUGGUGGAUUUGGUGGAAGACAAGAAGUUUGUUCAUGUCUUACUGAUAAAUGUAAUUCAGCAACAACAGUAUUUAAUAAAUCACCACAAUUUAUUUUAAUGUUAUUAUGUAUUAUUGGCACUGCUGCUCGUACAUUUAUUGGCAAUUAAAUAUUGUUAAUAAAUAAUUAAAAAAUUGAAAUAAACAAAAAAAUAAAAAAUAAUAAAUGCCAACAUAAUGGCAUUUUAAAAUUAAACGCAAAUUGUGAAUUUAAAAAAUUAUUUAGAAAAAUAUGAAAAAAAAAAAAAUAUUUAUUUAAUAAUAAAUAUUGAUAAUAGUGAUUGAUUAUUUAAAUUGACCAAAAAAAUGCGUUAUAAUUUUAAAUGCUCAGAAUAAAAUUGAAAAAAUUUAAAAGAAGAAAUAUUGAUAAGAUGAAAAACAAAAAAAAAAGAUGUAUAAAUUUACCAACUAAGAUUUUGCUUAAUUUAAUCGCCGUUAUGCACAACUCAAAUCUAGCUAUGUAGCUAAAAAGUUAAUAAUAAUUGAAAUGAAAAAAAAAAAAAAAUAAUUCAGUUGUAUUAAUAUGUUGAUUAAUUACGGGCUAAUUUUUAGUGAUAAUUUCUUUAAACUGCCG
This is a messenger RNA of Aphidius gifuensis, 1483 nucleotides long. RefSeq lists its product as uncharacterized. The coding region runs from base 570 to 1019 and encodes 149 amino acids. Gene Ontology annotation, biological process: regulation of synaptic transmission, cholinergic; positive regulation of voltage-gated potassium channel activity; sleep. The record is from RefSeq and is a predicted model, not a curated record. Lineage: Eukaryota; Metazoa; Arthropoda; Insecta; Hymenoptera; Braconidae. The transcript has 4 exons.